This is a messenger RNA of Monopterus albus (swamp eel), 2988 nucleotides long. RefSeq names its product prolyl 4-hydroxylase, beta polypeptide (gene p4hb). The coding region runs from base 1 to 1536 and encodes 511 amino acids. Lineage: Eukaryota; Metazoa; Chordata; Actinopteri; Synbranchiformes; Synbranchidae. The record is from RefSeq and is a predicted model, not a curated record. The transcript has 11 exons. Gene Ontology annotation, biological process: protein folding; response to endoplasmic reticulum stress. Gene Ontology annotation, molecular function: protein disulfide isomerase activity. Gene Ontology annotation, cellular component: endoplasmic reticulum.
AUGUUGAAGUUUUUGCUCUUCUGCACAUUGGCUGUGGCCAGCAGGGCUGACAUCGCCGAGGAAGAAGAUGUCCUGGUGCUGAAGAAAAGUAACUUCGACGAGGCUCUCAAAGCUCACCCGAACCUCCUGGUUGAGUUCUAUGCCCCAUGGUGUGGCCACUGCAAGGCCUUGGCUCCAGAGUACGCCAAAGCUGCCGGCAUGCUGAAGGCAGAGGGUUCAGACAUCCGCCUGGCUAAAGUGGAUGCCACAGAAGAGACCACACUGGCCCAAGAAUUUGGUGUACGUGGAUACCCCACCAUUAAGUUCUUUAAGGGUGGUGAGAAGGAGUCCCCCAAAGAGUACUCUGCUGGUAGGCAGGCAGAUGACAUCGUCAGUUGGCUGAAGAAGCGCACGGGCCCAGUCGUCGCCACCCUGACCGGGGUCACAGAGGCCGAGUCUCUGAUCGCUGACCAUGAAGUGGCAGUCAUCGGGUUCUUUAAGGAUACUGAGUCUGCACUUGCCAUCGCCUUCGAAAAAGCAGCUGAAGCCAUAGAUGACAUUCCCUUUGGCAUGACCUCUGAUGAUGCUGUUUACUCCAAGUUUGAGGUGUCAAAGGAUGGUGUUAUCCUCUUCAAGAAGUUUGAUGAGGGGCGCAAUACUUUUGAUGGCGAGCUGACUAAAGAGAAAAUUCUGGCAUUUGUCAAGGCCAACCAGCUGCCUUUGGUCAUUGAGUUCACAGAGCAGACUGCCCCUAAAAUCUUUGGUGGAGACAUCAAGUCCCACAUCCUCAUGUUUGUGCCCAAAACUGCGACAGACUUCCAGGACAAAAUGGACCAGUUUAAGAAAGCUGCAGAGGGAUUCAAGGGCCAGAUCCUGUUCAUUUUCAUUGACAGCGAAGUGGACGACAACCAGCGGAUCCUGGAGUUCUUUGGCCUGAAGAAAGAGGAGUGCCCCGCCGUCCGCCUCAUCACCCUGGAGGACGAGAUGACCAAGUACAAGCCAGAGAGUGACUCCAUCACAGCAGAGAGCAUCAUUGAAUUCUGUACUCAGUUCACUGAGGGCAAACUCAAGCCCCACCUCAUGAGCCAGGACAUCCCUGAAGACUGGGACAAAACCCCUGUCAAGGUUUUGGUGGGCAGGAACUUUGAAGAGGUUGUCUUCAAUCCCAAAUGGAACGUCUUUGUGGAAUUCUAUGCACCUUGGUGUGGACACUGCAAACAGCUGGCUCCCAUCUGGGAGAAGCUAGGAGAGAAGUAUAAGGACAGCCCUGACAUCAUUGUGGCAAAGAUGGACUCUACAGCCAACGAGAUUGAUGCAGUCAAAGUCCACAGCUUCCCCACUCUAAAGUUCUUCCCUGCAGGAGAGGAGCGUAAGGUGAUUGACUACAAUGGAGAGAGAACAUUAGAAGGCUUCACCAAGUUCUUGGAGACCGGUGGUAAAGAGGGUGGGGCACCUGCAGGAGAUGACGACGAUCUGGAUUCAGAGGAUUUGGAUGACGUGGAUGAAGGACAUGAAGAUGAGUCUGAUGGUGAGGACAAUGAACAUGAUGAGCUGUAAGAGCUAGCAGAGAGAGGAGACGAGUCCUGCCCCAACCCCUCUAACCAGUCACCAUCACCACCUUCACUUCCUUGUGGACCUUCCCUGUCCUGUGAACAUUAAUACUUCCUCUUUAACUGCGCCUCAGUCAUUCAGCCACCUCGCCAAGUUAGUCGGUCAGUCCGUCAGUGGUGUGCUAGGGCCUUUUUUGCCAGCCACAUCUCCAGCCUCGCAGCUUCUGGCCAGACUGGUCUUGUCCCGCCUGUGAGGACUCUGUGGAACAGUGCACCACCUCAAUGGGAGACCUCAAUGCCUUCUCUACAAACCUCCACAUCAGUUGUUUGCCUUGUAUAUUUAAAACCAAAUGUAAAAAUGGCAUUGAGAUCCAGCUUUCAAAAUGUUGACCCUGUUGACUUUUCUCCCGCUCCUAAAAAAACAAAAAACCCUUUCCAUUGUUCUGUGUGGGUAUGAGCUAAAUGAGUGGUGUUACCUGUAUUUGUGGGGGGGGGGAGGCUGCCAAUGUUCUUUUUCCUCUGAGGGAAAUCUAAGGGACCAGAGCUUUGUGUGAGGGGGUUAGUAAGGACUGAUCUCUCAGGGGACAAGGGGGCUGUCAUGGACGUUUUUAAAUUUGCAAUAUCUUCACUAAAAUAAACCCACAGAGCCUCUCUAGUGUAGCAAAAAAGGGCCCUCCAUCUGUAGCUGAGACCAUUUCUUUUCAUCUUUAGUCAGGGGAAGUGUACUUUAAUUUUUUUCUUCAUUCCCAAACUUUCUCAGUUCAGUCCCCUCAUUGUAGCACGGCUACUGACAUUGUCUAAAAGAAACAAAUGUUUUGUUGGGGGCAAUCCUAUUUUAUUGAAUUGCUUUCACUUUGCUUUUUUUUAAUUUAGGACUUGACAUUUUUAAUGACGUACCAUUGUGCCCAGCUGUACCCAGUUGGCCCUGUUGAUAUAGAAUGGACCCACACUCUCAGAUCAAAUAUGGUUUUUAGAGCCAGUUCUGAUAGGUCGCACUGCAUUCAUGCCUAAUCGGAGAUUAAAUGUGGUUUCUAAAGCGGAUCGAGAUUAGUACAGUAACUGGUCAGCUUGGUUUGAGAGAAUUGUCCAUUCUAUCUGAAGGGGGAAGGAACAGUUGCACAGCCCCACCCCUCACCCAUACUGUACCUCCAGCAUCCCUUUUGGCUCUACCCAACACCCUUGUUGCCACAAUGGUGUGAGUGUGAGGGUGAGUGCAUGCUGUGUGAAUGAUGUAAAAACUGUUGUGAUGAGUUGAGUGACUACUUUAUAUUUUCCUGGUUGUCUGUGAACAGGAGAAUGAACGUACUGUGUGUUAUUUGGCAGGGAGGGGAGGCUUGAGUAGAGCAAGGUGAUGGGUUUGACAGCUAUACAGUGGUAGGGAACUUAAAGCAUUCCAUCAUAUCCAAAUUGAUGUGGGAAAACAUGAAAUGGUGGUCAAUAAACAAAACAAAAAAAAAAA